This is a messenger RNA of Sphaeroforma arctica JP610, 804 nucleotides long. RefSeq lists its product as hypothetical. The transcript has a single exon. Bases 1 to 804 code for a protein of 267 amino acids. The record is from RefSeq and is a predicted model, not a curated record. Lineage: Eukaryota; Ichthyosporea; Ichthyophonida.
AUGCUGUCUGAUCUGAGCCUUAGUUCGAACUCGGACUCGGACUACUACGUGGCGCCGUACACGUCUCGACACGGGACCAAAGUGCGGAGAGGGGAUCUAAUGGAUUACAAGCCACGCACCGACCGUAUAGAUAAGAGCAAAGACCUUCGUAGUAGGGGCGGACGGGGGACGUCGGGGAAAAAUUAUAUAGAGGAAAGUGACGAAGGUUAUGGUGGUGGUGACAACAGACGGGAGAUGAAACUAUUCCCCCGAGAGCGAUCCCCGGUACGUGGGCAAUCCCAAAGACGUGAGCAAUCCCCGGUACGUGGGCAAUCCCCGGUACGUGGGCAAUCCCCGGUACGUGGGCAAUCCCAAAGACGUGAGCGAUCUCCAACGCGCGACUACGACCAGGAAUCUCGACGCAGUUCUUCCCCCCAGGACCGAUACAACACGCGAUCCUCCCGACAACGCAAUGACAACAAGUGGGAUCGCCGAUCAAAGUCAACAAAACCCGCACAACGGAUGCCGGCGUCCGAAGAUUACCUGGGCAGACGUAUAAGCGAUUCUACGUCCAGACAGAAAUACUCAAAGUCAGACAAGUUGCCCCGAACCCACGGAGACCAAUGUCUGCCGCGCGAAGGACGGACAAAGACGGGACUGCCACCAUACAUUGCACGCACGUGCAUUGGAAGCAAGAAGAGGGGAGUCAACGGCAAGACGUACAUUGCUGUAGCAAGGCCGACAAGGGUGGUCUGGCGUGAAGCGGCAACGUACAACCCCAACAGCGACUCUUCCGGUUACCGAUACAGGGAUGAUAAGUGGUAG